Branchiostoma floridae (Florida lancelet) is the source of this 3641-nucleotide messenger RNA. Its product is annotated as ras-related protein Rab-35-like. Gene Ontology annotation, biological process: endocytic recycling. Lineage: Eukaryota; Metazoa; Chordata; Leptocardii; Amphioxiformes; Branchiostomatidae. The coding region runs from base 170 to 793 and encodes 207 amino acids. The record is from RefSeq and is a predicted model, not a curated record. Gene Ontology annotation, molecular function: GTP binding; GTPase activity. The transcript has 6 exons. Gene Ontology annotation, cellular component: endosome membrane; plasma membrane.
CUGCGCGUGCGCUUCAUUACGCAUGCGCUGUAGGACGUCUACACACCCGCUGCCGUCGCGAUUUCCGUCAAAGUGUAAAUCUUGAUCGAGUAGUCUUAAGAUUUGAUCAAUUUUUAGCGGUUAGAGGCGAAAUAUUGGCGGGAAUUUCAGCCAUUUGGAACGACAAGAGAUGGCCAGAGAGUAUGAUCACCUUUUCAAGCUACUGAUCAUUGGAGAUAGCGGUGUUGGCAAGAGCAGCUUGCUGUUGAGGUUUGCUGACAACACAUUUUCAGGUACGUAUAUCACCACCAUUGGCGUAGACUUCAAGAUCAGAACCAUAGAGGUAGAGGGCACUAAGGUCAAGCUGCAGAUAUGGGACACGGCCGGACAGGAGCGAUUCCGCACCAUCACGUCCACGUAUUACAGAGGGACCCACGGAGUUAUAGUGGUGUAUGAUGUCACCAGCGCAGACUCCUUUGUCAACGUCAAGAGAUGGUUACACGAAAUAGACCAGAAUUGUGACGUGGUCAACAGGAUACUAGUUGGAAACAAGAACGACUGUCCUGAGAGGAAAGUGGUGGAGACGGGCGAUGCGCAGAGGUUUGCCGAUCAGAUGGGCAUUAAACUGUUUGAAACCAGUGCCAAGGAAAACAUCAAUGUGGAAGAGAUGUUUAACGAGAUCACAAGGCAAGUCCUUCACCAGAAGAAGGAGACCCAAGCCAAACUAGCAGCACAGACGAACGAGACGAUAAAACUGGACAAACACAAGGGGCACAAGAGAAGAAGAUGUGGUGCGGUCGGCUGCAAGAUGUGAACGCCCCCCUCCCCCAGUUCAAUUUUGUGAAGUAAAGAAACUUUUAGUCCUUUUUAUUUAUGCAGUGAAGAAUGAAUGGUAAUAUUUCUAAUCUUAGAAUUGAUGUGGUUCAAAGCAUUUGCCCUGAACUUUUAGUACAUGUAGUAUACCAAGCAAUCACCAUGUACAAAUUUGGAAACAACUCAAAACACAUUUCUGUGUGAAAAUGAAGGAAAUGUAUCAAAAAUUCUUGUGCCAGUUUACCAACUGCCAAUGCUGUUCUCUCCCAUUCUUUUGGCAGAAGUUUUCUCUCGUACAAAUUACUGUGCUCCAAAACCAUGAUAUGGGAAAAUGGUUACGCUGUAAUCCAGACAAAAAACAGGUGUACAAAAUGUAAUUACAACUGUCGUUUUGGAACUACAUUGUCAACUGUCCCUUGAAGUAACGGCAUACAUUUGUGACUGCAGAGCCCCUAGGGGACCACGAUACAGGCUGGCUCUUUGCCACGUAAAUGUGCAUGUCUACAACGCUGGAACUACAUAUCUUCCAAAGUGUGAUGAAAGUACUUCAUUUCCAAAAUAUUUCAUAUUAACAUGUCAUAGAAAUGACCCUUUUAGAGGCAAUGAUAUGAAUCAGCAAGUCUUAAAUGUUGUAACUGACCAACAAAAGGAAAUAGGUGCUUUUUUGUAGAUAUCAUGGAGUGAUUUGCAAGAAUGUUUUUAAGUCCACUUCUCAUGCCAUAUAAGCCAAGAAAUGUUAACAGUAUAAUCAGAAUGGCCCUUGUAUUUGUUGCUAACAAUAUAUCUUUGCGCUCUAUCCCAUAGCAUAUUGGAAGGGAAUAACUCAGUACAGACCAUGAUAUGUUGUCAACUGCUGUGUUGCUUAGCCUCUCGGACUCAGGUAUUCUUAUGAAAGCAUUUAGUAACCCUUAUUAAUUACUACACAAGAAAGGAAGUUUGUUUUAUUAGGAACAAAGUAGCAAACUUGGCGACUUAAACCAUUAACAGGUCCAGGCACUGUUCUACAUAUCAUCAAAAGGGGUUUAUGCAAAACCAAAUUAUAACCUAAACUGAGGCAAUGGGAUGUUGUUCACCAUAUGUGUCAAAAAUCCAAGAGCCUACUAGAAUGCUGAAAGUUGUUGGAUCCAUCAAAAAAGGGUAGGGAAUGAAACACAGAUUCUGGCAAAUGGGCACGCUUGAAACUGGCAUCUGCUGCUUCCUCAAUUUCAUGAUUUCAAAUUAGUGUUGUUAAAUGAGAAUGUGCCAGACCAGGGAUUGUCUUCCAUGUUAAAUAUUACAACAGUUGUCGCAUUUUUUAAAUUUUGACUAUUUCCUGCUUAUAACUAUAUAUUAAGUAGAAGGGUUUGUUGUGGUGCGAGAGACAGUUUUGGCUAUAGAGAGACAUUCAGUGAUUUUUCCAGUCUGUGGAAAUGGUUUUAACCUCCGGGUCAUUAGAGGUGCACUCAUCAACAAAAUUGGAACGUAUUUUGAUUGAGUGAUUUCAUUGACAGCUGCGGGGAUCAUGGUUUAUGGUCAUGUUCUGCUUAAACCACAAGGAUGAAGGGCAAGGUACACUUGUCAGUAAUUAUUGUGCAUUUGGGCAAGAUAAGGUUAUAACCUCCUUGGCCCAAACUAGUGGAAUUAUUUGUUCCUUAAAAUGUCUGACAAUAUUUCAAGCUAAUCAGAGCAAAUUGAUUUGUUGGCAUAUCCUGGAAGAUUUCCCUUGUCUCAACUCCCUGUUGUAAUAAACUUGUUCUCUGGACCUUGUAAGAAAUUGAGAAGCAAAAAGUGACACGUGCAUAGCAGGUGGCUAUCAUUACAGUACGGGGUUGUCUCCAUGUAAAAGUUUUUCUCUGUCCCAUUCAUUGUUCAGUUUAAGCCCUUUUUUUUAUUAAAUCUGUCAUUUUAGCUUAAAGAAAUAUGUUUUUUAUCAAUCUCAAGUAAUGAAGUUCAGAUUUUCUGGCUGGACAGAGCAAAAGUUUGUUCCAGCCCAACAAGCAAAUUUCCUUUCCAGGACAGAGGGACAAAUGUCAUGGAGACAAACCUGGUACAGCACCUCACAAGGUCCAAAUUAAAGGAGAAUGAAAUUUUUAGCCAUUUCUGAACUUGCUGUGACAGUCUAGCUGAGAGCACAACAUUGGGUUCAGUUUGCCACAUAGAAAACAAGGAUAACUCUUGCCAUAGCUUUGCUUCAACCUACACUAUGAACUUGUGAUCUCAUCCAACAUUUGAUGUGUAAUUGCUGUAAGUGGGACUGUGCCACUCUCUACAUUAGGGGUGGUCAGAAUAGACUGUGUUGUAGAACUGAUGGUUGCCUUCAUAAGAAACUACUAGUGAUCUGACAGCUACAGAGUAGCACACAAUUUGUACAUUCACUUCAUUGUACCUUUACUAGGUAUGGAUAUCUUGUAUUAGCAGAUAUUUUUGAUUAAUCAGAAGUACAUGUUACAGUAUAAUACUCAACUUAUUGAAUAAUGAAUAGUAGUAUAGUCCUAGCGUAGCUUGACCAACAGUUGUACAAAUUGUAAGAAUCUUGAUAUUUUCGUGUUCUCUGCAUGUGUGUAUUCUAAUCAAUCAAAGCAUGGUAGACAUUACUUCCUGUCAAAUUAUUAUGUUUGAACCAUUUUUAUUUGGAGAAAGCUGAUGAAAAUGUGGAAUGUGGACAGCCAUUUUGGUAGAUAGGAUAUUUUUUUGAUAAAAGGAAAUUUUGAGAAUAAAAGCCUGAACACUAUAGCACUUUAAACUAAUUAUGAACGUAUGAACUAAUUAUGUACACCUGUGUCAGUGCUUGAUAUUGGAAUUGUCUGGAAAAAAAGCUUUUGAGUUUUGUGUUACCUCAGCAGCUUGUAUUAAAUCUUGUCAUGAAAGAA